Molecule: messenger RNA, 2118 nt
Organism: Puma concolor (puma)
Lineage: Eukaryota; Metazoa; Chordata; Mammalia; Carnivora; Felidae
Source: RefSeq, a predicted model, not a curated record
UGAUUUUCCCGCUUCUCAUCCGAGGAGGAAAGCCGAUGCCCCUGUACACGUGUACGUUGGCGUUCACGUUCUGUGUCUAUAAUGGCUACUUGCAGAGCAGAUAUUUGAGUCAGUAUGCGGUGUAUGCGGAUGACUGGGUCACUGAUCCCCGAUUUCUAGUAGGUUUCUGCUUAUGGUUAAUAGGCAUGCUGAUAAACAUCCAUUCCGACCAUAUCCUGAGGAAUCUCCGGAAACCAGGGGAGACUGGAUAUAAAAUACCAAGGGGAGGCUUAUUUGAAUACGUAACAGCAGCCAACUACUUUGGGGAGGUGGUCGAGUGGUGUGGCUACGCCCUGGCCAGCUGGUCCGUUCAAGGCGGGGCCUUCGCGGCCUUUACCUUCUGUAUUUUAGUCUCCCGAGCACAACAGCACCACCAAUUUGCUCUAGGAAUGUGUUCCUGGUAAGUGCGUCAGCUGCCUAACACCAAGCUAAUGAGACCGAAAUGCAGGCUGGAGUAGCGGGUUGCACGCCGGCUCGAGAAUCUGCAGCUCUGGGUCAUUCCCGCUGACCACUUCUCGGACUUUGGAGUCUCCUCUUUUGGCUGCAUACAGCUAAGCGAGCACAAGACCAGGAUUACGAGCCAUUUCUGAUGGCCUCCGUGGACUGAAACAUGUCACUGCCCCUGUACCACCCAUUCCAACCAUCAGUUCAAGGCCGGACGUGAUGUCGCCCCCUCCCCUGAUAAAGGCAGAACUGUCUCCAUGGUCCCGCUCACCCCGCUGGGUCAGCGAGGCCAGGGGGCACCCAGAGUGGUCCCAGCCCCGGGGAAAUGUCCAGGCUCUCACUGGGGUGCUGCGCAGCAGAGAGCUUGGGGGCAGAGAGAGGAGACACGGGGCCAGCUGAGGCCUGGACAAGAGGCCUCUGGCACCUGCAGCAUCCUGGCUCCCCGGGUGACUAGACUACAGGGCAGGGGGCUGUGUGCACUCAUGUAAAGGGUAAGGCGCUCUGUCCCCCACGGAGAGGACUUCUUGGAGGCCCGGGUGGGAGCAGGGAGCCCCUUGUGCCGAUCACCACAGGCACCAGCAGUCUCUGGUUUAAGAUGAUUUUUCUCCCUUCCAGGUAGAACUAGCAAGUGUUAAAGCACUUUUUUCUCAGUACCCUCAGUAUCCCAAAACAGUAUCUUGAAACAGAAUGUCUUACUCUAGAUGCCCUUGAGAGGUCCGCGGAGGUAAAUCAUAGGAAUAAAAUGGACCACAUACUGCCUGAUAUGUAAAAGAUAUCUCAGAAGGCUGAGAAUCUGUAAAAGAAAUCUAACAGAAGGCUACUAAAUCUCUGGGCCGCUCUGUGAAGCUCUGAUGGGACAUGUGGCGGAGGUCCCCUCCUGGCUGUGGCAGCAGUGCCUCAGUGGCCACCGCGUCUGUGGAGCCAGAAUCUGCAGGAGCAGGGGAGGAAGGAGGAGACUGUUCACUCUGAUCCGCUGACCUGCUAGGUGGGUGGCUGGGGGCACCAGAGCAUGUCCAGAGCAUGCGCGGCCCCAGAGCCCCCCAUGGGCUCCCCGACCCCUCUCCUGGCUGACCUUCCCAGCCACGGUCUCGCCCCUCUCGAGGUUUUAUGUAGGAGCCAUGUUCUCGGUGUUAGUGAUUUGUGGAGUCUUCGUUUGAUUUCAGAAUUACGCAGCCAACGUCUCCGAUGGAACUAUGCUUCAUUGUAACUGGGGACAAAACGGUUUUGAAGAGAAAUUUUGGUAUUCAAUGCACUUCGUUCCUUUUUCUGAGCCUUUUCCAAUUACUUGAGAACACGAAGCAAUAAAUAUUUUGGAUCUCCUCGGGAAAACUCAAAAGUCCAAGCAAGUCACGAUGGAUUUGGGCUGCUGUGCUCUGGAAGGUGCACGCGGCCGGGAGAAGGAUGCUAGUCUGAGAGCCGGAGAAGCUCGCUGUGAUGUUUUUCUCCUUUUGUGAACGGCCCGAGCGAAGGAAUGCUUGGGUUGACUCAGGCUUUGAUGUGUGGUUCAUGCUUUCAUCCGCCCGCACUGGGUGGACGAUUGAUAGGAACAAAUCUUCCAUCUUGUCUCUCCGCCCUCCCUCCAUUUCCUAAAAACUGCCACUUAGCAAAUUGUCAUCAAUUACUGUGUUAAUCAUA